AUGGCCGAUCUGGCCUGUGUCUUAUGCUUGCUAAUUUUAUUAGGAAUACCUAAAAAGGCUAUCGAAAACUUGACUUCAGGGUAUUCUAAGUUAAACUAUGGCUUUAGACUAGAUAGGGGCAUGAUAGACUCCUAUGUCGAGUACAGUAUUCUAGAAUGCGUCGGAGAAUGUCUCCGUACAACUCGAUGUGACUCACUGAAUUAUUACAAAGGAGCAAACUACUGUGAACUUAAUUAUGAAAACAAGACCAGUGUACCAGGGAAAUUUGUAGAGAAUGAAGGAUGGAUCUACAGCGAAAGACAGGACUGGGAGAAGGAAUUAGCAGGACCGUGCUCCAGUAAUGUCUGUGAAAUCAAUGAAAAAUGUAUCAACGUCGGAUGUAACACUUUCUGUCAGAUAUCAGAUUGUGGGGACCCUUUCACCACUAGGAUGACGUCAGACGUCGUUGAGCGGUGGGACGGUAUUGGUGUGCAAAGACGAAUACAUGUCAAAUGUUCUGAUGAGUACCAGCAAAGCGGAAGUGGAAUAUUUAUAUGUAACAGAAAUGGCAAAUGGAACAGUGACAUGAGUUGUAAUGGGAAAAGACUAGGAUGUUUUAAAGACGAAUUUCCAAGGGUCUUUGAACCUCCGGAUUUUGUGAGAUUUUAUAAUACAAAUAGUCUCACUUUUUGCACUAGGCACUGCUUUGGAAUUGAUAAAGAAUUCAAAUAUAUCGGACUUCAGGCUGGCUAUGCAUGUUUCUGUGGCCACCGUAUGAGGAAAUGGCCAAAACUUCCAGACGAUGAGUGUAACGUUCCCUGCCCUGGUGACUUAAGUCAAACAUGUGGAGGGCCGAUGAAGAAUGAAAUAUUUACUGUCUAAGAGGAAUUGGAAAACUUUGGGAAUAAGGCUCUCUCACCAGAUAAUAAGAGUCAAACGUCGAACUUAUUAAUGAGAUAUUUUUCAGAGGGGAUUAAGAACGUUUAGUGCUUUUCCAACUGUAUCAAUAAGGGUUGAACUAUUAAAAAACUUCCCACCCUACUGUGAUGUCAUAGAUUAAAACAAAAUAAGGAAAUUAUAUUCAUAUCAAAGAGAAAUAGAUCUGUCGGUAGAUUUCUUUCCAAUUGCUUAGUGAAUCAGAAGUCUCUGUCGAGACUGUAACUUUACUGGUUUGUACUUAUAAUAAAGGAAGAGAAAAGUAGCAGUUGGGACAUAAAACUUAACAAAAGCAAUAAAUAGAAUAAUGAUCGUUGAAUAAGUAUCUUUUAGUGGCAAUAUUGCAAGAAGACUACAACUGUAGGAGUAGCUUACAAUAAAAUUUUACAGAAGUAG
Saccostrea cuccullata (small rock oyster) is the source of this 1311-nucleotide messenger RNA. RefSeq names its product xylosyltransferase sqv-6-like. The transcript has 5 exons. Lineage: Eukaryota; Metazoa; Mollusca; Bivalvia; Ostreida; Ostreidae. The record is from RefSeq and is a predicted model, not a curated record. The coding region runs from base 1 to 861 and encodes 286 amino acids. Gene Ontology annotation, cellular component: plasma membrane.